Camelus dromedarius (Arabian camel) is the source of this 2608-nucleotide messenger RNA. RefSeq names its product hyaluronan synthase 1 (gene HAS1). The coding region runs from base 505 to 2256 and encodes 583 amino acids. Gene Ontology annotation, cellular component: plasma membrane. Gene Ontology annotation, biological process: extracellular matrix assembly; hyaluronan biosynthetic process. NCBI's taxonomy places the organism in Eukaryota, Metazoa, Chordata, Mammalia, Artiodactyla, Camelidae. Gene Ontology annotation, molecular function: hyaluronan synthase activity. The transcript has 5 exons. The record is from RefSeq and is a predicted model, not a curated record.
CUGGGAUGAGGGAGAUGGGCUGAGGCGGGGUGGGGGGUUGAGGGGAGGCGAGAAGAGCUGAGGAUGGGGGAAAGAGAGAGAAAUGGGGGAGAGAGGAGGAAAGAAGUGGGGAGAGAGGCAGGGAGAAAUAAAAGGAUGGAGAGAAGUACAGAAAUGGAGGGAGAGAAGAGGGCAGAGAGAGGAGAAGAAAUAAAGGGGAGAGAUGGGGGAAGAAGGGGUGCAAUGGGGGCCUCAGGAGAGAGGGAAGGGCUGCGAUGACGGGGGGCUGGGGAGGGAGGCCCGUCUGGUGCUGGGGGGUGGGGGCUGAUGGCGGGAAGCGGGUGGGGCUGCCCGACGGCCGGCCGUGACCUCAGAGCCCCUGGCCCAGCUCAGCCCUGACGUCAGCUCCUCCUCUCGCCCCCGCCUGCGCUGCUCUUCAAAUCACCCCCCCCCCAGCUCUCGGGCCGCAGAGACUCGGGGAGAAGCGAGGAGAGGAGAGGAGAGAGGCCCGCCGGACCCACAGCAAUGAGACAGCAGGACGUCCCCAAGCCCAGCCCGGCGGCCCGCCACUGCUCCGGCCUGGCCCGGCGGGUGCUGACCAUCGCCUUCGCGCUGCUCAUCCUGGGCCUCAUAACCUGGGCCUACGCUGCCGGCGUGCCGCUGGCCUCCGACCGCUACGGCCUCCUGGCCUUCGGCCUCUACGGGGCCUUCCUCUCGGCGCACCUGGUGGCGCAGAGUCUCUUCGCGUACCUGGAGCACCGGCGGGUGGCGGCGGCGGCGCGGCGGGCGGCGGCGCGGGGCCCCCCGGAAGCGGCCACGGCGCGCAGCGUGGCGCUGACCAUCUCCGCGUACCAGGAGGAUCCGGCGUACCUGCGCCAGUGCCUGGUGUCCGCCCGCGCCCUGCUGUACCCGCGCGCGCGGCUGCGCGUCCUCAUGGUGGUGGACGGCAACCGCGCCGAGGACCUCUACAUGGUCGACAUGUUCCGCGAGGUCUUCGCCGACGAGGACCCCGCCACCUACGUGUGGGACGGCAACUACCACCAGCCCUGGGAACCCGCGGCGGCGGGCGCGGCGGGCGAGGGCGCCUACCGGGAGGUGGAGGCCGAGGAUCCCGGGCGGCUGGCGGUGGAGGCGCUGGUGAGGACGCGCAGAUGCGUGUGUGUGGCGCAGCGCUGGGGCGGCAAGCGCGAGGUCAUGUACACCGCCUUCAAGGCUCUGGGCGACUCGGUGGACUACGUGCAGGUCUGUGACUCAGACACGAGGCUGGACCCCAUGGCACUGCUGGAGCUGGUGCGGGUUCUGGACGAGGACCCGCGGGUAGGGGCUGUUGGGGGUGAUGUGCGGAUCCUUAACCCUCUGGACUCCUGGGUCAGCUUCCUGAGCAGCCUGCGGUACUGGGUGGCCUUCAACGUGGAGCGGGCUUGUCAGAGCUAUUUCCACUGUGUGUCCUGCAUCAGUGGUCCCCUGGGUCUAUAUAGGAACAACCUCCUGCAGCAGUUCCUCGAGGCCUGGUACAACCAGAAGUUCCUGGGCACCCACUGCACCUUUGGGGAUGACCGUCAUCUCACCAACCGCAUGCUCAGCAUGGGCUAUGCCACCAAGUACACGUCGCGGUCCCGCUGCUACUCGGAGACGCCGUCAUCCUUCCUGCGCUGGCUGAGCCAGCAGACGCGCUGGUCCAAGUCGUACUUCCGCGAGUGGCUGUACAACGCGCUGUGGUGGCACCGGCACCACGCGUGGAUGACCUACGAGGCGGUGGUCUCGGGCCUCUUCCCCUUCUUCGUGGCGGCCACGGUGCUGCGGCUCUUCUACGCCGGCCGCCCGUGGGCGCUGCUCUGGGUGCUGCUGUGCGUGCAGGGCGUGGCGCUGGCCAAGGCGGCCUUCGCCGCCUGGCUGCGGGGUUGCGCGCGGAUGCUGCUGCUCUCGCUCUAUGCGCCCCUCUACAUGGGCGGCCUCCUGCCCGCCAAGUUCCUGGCGCUGGCCACCAUGAACCAGAGCGGCUGGGGCACGUCGGGCCGCCGCCAGCUGGCCGCCAACUACGUCCCGCUGCUGCCGCUGGCCCUCUGGGCGCUGCUGCUGCUCGGGGGCCUGGUCCGCAGCGUGGCGCACGAGGCCCGCGCCGAGUGGAGCGGCCCGUCCCGCGCGGCCGAGGCCCGCCACCUGGCCGCGGGGGCCGGCGCCUACGUGGGCUACUGGGUGGUCAUGCUGACCUUCUACUGGGUGGGCGUGCGGCGGCUCUGCCGGCGGCGGGCGGGGGGCUACCGCGUCCAAGUGUGAGGCCGGGCCGGCGGGGUGCCCGCUCGGGGAGGGGGGGGCCUCAAGGGGCGGGGAGAGCCCUGCCUCGGGGGUGUCCCUCCCCACCCGCGGAGCCACGAACGUGCGGGGUGAUCCUCUGUGAAGCGAAGGGGUCGACUCAAGACUCUUCAGCCUGGACUCUUGGGGCGGGGGUCUGGGACUUUGGGGUCUCUUGGGGACGGGUAUUUAUUGAUCAGGGUACAUGUGGAUGCUUAAGGGCAGGGAGAAAGGGGUCCCCAUGCUGUCCUGGGACUCCUGAUUUCUCUCCGUUCUUAUUUAAUCUCCAUUUGUACUGUGUGAUUAGGAUCAUAAUAAAGAAUUUUAUUUAUUUUCU